This is a messenger RNA of Hirsutella rhossiliensis, 2031 nucleotides long. RefSeq lists its product as uncharacterized. The record is from RefSeq and is a predicted model, not a curated record. Lineage: Eukaryota; Fungi; Ascomycota; Sordariomycetes; Hypocreales; Ophiocordycipitaceae. The coding region runs from base 1 to 2031 and encodes 676 amino acids. The transcript has a single exon.
AUGGCGCACCUUCUUUCCGCCUCGUCCGAGACGCCUAAAAAGGGCCGCUCUCGCUUCUCAAAGGCCCUCCCAUCCGUGCCCGGCCUCCCCCGCGAGCCCCGCCAGCCGCCUCAGCUGCCCUCGCUGCCCGCGUCUCCGCGCCCGCCGAAGCCGCCGGCCAAGGAAGGAGAAGAGGCCGACGACGACGACAGCGGCGGCAAGACGGUCAAGGGCAGCGUCAGCAGCAGCAGCAGCAUCGCACGGAAGCCCGUCGCCGUCGAAGCGCCGCCACAGCCGCCCCAGCCGCAAGCCGCCGCGGCUGCCGAGGCGCCGCCGCCCGAGCCGUUGCUGCUGCAGCCGCCGGCAAACCCGCUGCAGUACAUGGCGCCGCCGUCGCCGUCCGACUCGCUGUCCAGCCUGCUGUCGGCCUACUCGCGCAUCCCGGACGAGCCGCCGUCGGGCGGCAGCGCAGGCGCCAGCACCGCAACCACCACCAGCAUGUACUGUGCCUCUGAAACGUCACUGUCGCCCCCACCGGCUGCUGCUGCGCCCAGCAAAGCACAGCCCACCCCCCCCCGGCACCAUGCAAAGCUGCCCCCGCCUCCGCCUCCUCCACCACCACCUGCCCAUGACGCCGACCAUGAUGACGACAAGCAGCAACUCCUACAACCGCAACAACAACAACAACAACAACAACAACAACAACAGCGACACCACCACCACAAUCAACCAACCCCGUCCCCCCCCUCCGACCUAGCGGCGCCCAAGUCGGCCCCCCAGCCCGAAAUCUGGCGCCGCCGCUCCGUAAAGACAGACACCAGCCGCGCCCAGCUGUCCGGGCUCACGCUCAACCACAGCCACGGCUCGACGGCCUCGACGGCGCCCUCCCACGCCGGCCCCGAGCCCUUCUCCCUGCCGCGCAAGCCGCUCAACAACCCAGCGUCGCCCCCGUCGCCCCCGCUGCCGCCGCCGCCGCCGCAGCAGCCACGCACCCCGUCACGGUCUCCCGUCGUCGGCUUGCCUGGCCGUAACGUGCGGCCCGCGGCCAAGCAGCAAGCGUCGCCGCCGCCACAGCAUCAGCAAGUAGCCGACGCCCAAGCCAUGGGGAAUGCUCCGUCGUCGCUGAGCCAAGUCAAAAACGCCGUGCGCCGCAACCGCUCUUCCGUCGACGGUGCCACCACCAAGACUAGCCGCACGCCCCGGCCGGGUGCACAGCGCCCCCCGACCCCUGAGUAUCACAAGGAAGAUGUCAAGACAGCGCCCCCCGUUGACGUCUUUGUCUCUCCCGUCUCCCCCGCGCCUUCAGCGUCGCCCAAGCCUGCUCAAACAGACUCUGGUCCCAAGACAGCGCCCCGCCACCAUUCAUCCGAGCAGCCGGAGCGAGCCCCCAUCCCGAGGAAGUCGCUGCCGUCGGCGCUCCCGAGUCUGCCCGCCGCUACGAGCCUCCCGAAUCUCCGCGAUGCACUCCAGUCUCCGGCAAGCGGCCAGCCCCCUUCGGCCCGCCAGACGUCUGUCAAACUCACCGGGACCGGCCGUCCAAGAGAACCCGCCCUGCGAAGCCCGUUGUCGGCGACGUCCGAUGCACCGCUGUCCGCCGCAGCCCGCGCUUCCUCGGAGACGCCAGGUCCUCAGUACAGGGGCAGAGACGGCACUCUGUACGCCGAGAUGAGGGUGACGCGGGAGACCGACCCAAGGGCCACCUACUUCCCCGUCCAGACAGACAGGCCGUACGCCGCAGGCACCGUCAUAUCCGCCCGCCCGCCCAGGAACUCGCACUUUAACUGCUACCAGAACCACAGAACCAUGAACCGUCGCUCGAACCGCAACUGCCCGCUCACCUGCCAGACGUGCGACAAGGCAGACACCGAGGAUCGAUGGGUGUGCACCUUUUGCCACCUGCGCAUCUGCGACUCGUGCAUGCGGGUGCUCAACGGGCAUCAGAGGGUGUUGCGCCGCUUGGUCGACGAGCUGGCCGUCAACACGCCGCUUAGUUUGUCCUCCAUGUCCCGGCCCGGAUCCGCCCUCGGGCUGCAGGCGGGCAAGUCUCCGUGA